AUGCAUUCUCCAAACCAAGCUCCCUCGCCUAGUCCCCAAUGGUCAGAAGGACCGCAAAAUGCCGUUCUAAAUGCACCGGCGUCUGCCCAGGGAGGCUCGCGAAAUAUUGGGAACGGACGACCAAGCACCAUUCAUGACUAUUGUCUGAAAGCAAACCGGGAAGGUCGCACGAAAUGUAUCUGGAUUUGCAUGAAGAAGGGAAGAAGAUGGAUUGCAAAAGACAUAAGUGUUGAAAAGACGGGCUACGUGCUCGGAAUUCCGGAACUACGCAAGCAAUGCAGUUGGUGGAAACGGCAUUCCCUUUUUUCUGUAGUGGGAGUCAAGGAAAUCAUGAAUCGCAGACAUACAGAGUGCCAUCGAGCGCUCGGCCUCAGUCAAAGACGUGUGGGAAUGCGGAGUGGAUAUCAUGGGGAAAAGCCACCCCCCGGUAUUGAAUGCUCUAAUUCAGCUUGGGAUGAAAUAGAGGGUACCUAUUACUGUUCUGUCCAGCAUUUCCGAGAGCUGAACCUGCAAGAGGAAGUAUAUAAGUGGUUGCCAGCAAUGAUAGAAUGCUAUUGGCAAAAUGGAAUUCAGUCAGACGACCUUGAAUUUCUCGAAGCUGGAAAAUUUGUGACUCUUUAUAGAGUUCUUGCAUGGGAUACUCAAAGUGAUGCUGCGAGUCCCUAUGGACGAGUGAUAUAUGGUUUCAAGUUGGUUGAAGGCUGGCGCACACGCUAUCUGUUGUAUCUUGUCAUGGCUAGUCUUUUUCUAAGUGCUUGCGUCGUGGCAAUCGCAACUGCGGUUCUGCAAGACUUUGAAGCGGGUUUGACAGCAGGCUCAUACGCACUUGCAAUCACAGCGGUAGCUCUUGCAGUCUUAACUUUCCUUAGUGCUGUCAUUUGA
Penicillium canescens is the source of this 882-nucleotide messenger RNA. RefSeq lists its product as uncharacterized. The coding region runs from base 1 to 882 and encodes 293 amino acids. The transcript has 3 exons. The record is from RefSeq and is a predicted model, not a curated record. NCBI's taxonomy places the organism in Eukaryota, Fungi, Ascomycota, Eurotiomycetes, Eurotiales, Aspergillaceae.